GUGGUUGAAAAUAGGACAUAGUUUUAAUCUUUUAGAAAAAAGAACCAAAUUAUGUCCAAACUCAGUAUGUCAAUGUGAAAAAAAAUUAAAAAUAGUCGAAAAUUGUGAUCAAUGUAAAAAUAAUAUAAAGUGUGAGGCAGAAUACCUGAUAAUAUGUGAUGAUUGUCUUCAUGAAGUAUUAGAGAGAGAAUCUGCUAAUUGGUCAAGUGGAAAUUUACAAAUUGAUGAAUUUAUUAGAAAAGCACGGCAGUCAUUAUAUUAUACUCGAUACCCUGAACGGAUUCCAUAUACUUUUUAUACUCGAUACCCUGAAUGGAUUCCAUAUAAUUGUUUAACCAAAAUAAAACAUAUUAAAGACGAAUUUGGUGCAGUAAUUUCUGCAGAAUGGAGCCAAGGAGUCAAGACAAUACAAUAUUCUAAUAAUAAGUACUAUUACAUUCGAUCAGAUCCCUGUGCAGUUGUUUUAAAGAAAUUAAAAGACAUGAACCAGCUUUCAAUUAUAGAAGUGCGCUACCAAGAUUUGUUUUAUUGUUGUGGCUUAUAUGGAAUUGCCCAAGAUCCCUCAACAUCAGAAUAUAUGAUUGUAGAACCCCCGUCUCUAUGCGAUAAUUGUCUUCAUAAAACGUUAAAAUGUGAAUUUUCUAAAUGGUCAAGUGGAUGUUUACAAAUUGAUGAAUUUAUUAGAAAAGCGCAGCAGUCGUUAUCUUAUGAUCGGUAUCCUGAAUGGAUUCCAUAUGAUUCCUUCACUGAAAUAAAACCUAGUAGAGACGAAUUUGGUGCAGUAAUUUCCGCAAAAUGGAGCCAAGGAGCUAAAAGAAUACAAAAUUUUAACAAUAGACGCUAUUAUUUUCGAUCAGAUCCCUGUGCAGUUGUUCUGAAGAAAUUAAAAGAUAUGAAUCAGCUUUCAAUGAUAGAAAUACGCCACCAAGAUUCAUUUUGUUGUUGUGUCUUAUAUGGAAUUACCCAAGAUCCUUCAACAUCAGAAUAUAUGUUUGUAGAACCUACACCCCUAUGCGAUGAUUGCCUCCAUAAAGUGUUAAAAAGUGAAUUAAUUGAUGAAUUUAUUAGAAUAGCACAGCUGACAUUGCGUUAUAAUCGGUAUCCUGAAUGGAUUCCAUAUAAUUCUUUCACCAAAAUAAAACAUAUUAGAGGCGAAUUUGGUGCAGCAUUUUCUGCAGAAUGGAGCCAAAGAGCCAAAAAAAUACAAAAAUUUAACAAUGAGCGCUAUUACAUUCGAUUAGAUUCCUGUGCGGUUGUUCUAAAGAAAUUAAAAGAUAUGAAUCAACUUUCAAUGAUAGAAACACGAUAUCAAGGUUCAUUUUAUUGUUGUAGCUUAUAUGGAAUUACCCAAGAUCCUUCAACAUCAGAAUAUAUGCUUGUAGAACCCUCAUCUCUAUGCGAUGAUUGUCUCCAUGAAACAUUAAAAUGUGAAUUUUCUAACUGGUCAAGUGGAAAUUCGCCAAUUGAUAAAUUUAUUAGAAAAGCACAGCAGUCGCUACCUUAUGAUCAGUAUCCUGAAUGGAUUCCAUAUGAUUCUUUCACCGAAAUAAAAAAUAUUAAUAGAAACAUACUUG
Racocetra persica is the source of this 1574-nucleotide messenger RNA. Lineage: Eukaryota; Fungi; Glomeromycota; Glomeromycetes; Diversisporales; Gigasporaceae. The record is from the annotation of a GenBank genome assembly.